ACAGCGUAGCCGGCGGGCGUGGUCGCCAUGGCGACGCGUGGCUGCGCUACUUCCGGGUGCGCGUUCCGCCCGGCCAUGCUGGGGGAUCGGGGGCAGGAGCGCGAUUUCCAGCGGUUCCUCCGGCGGGUGGACGAUAUCACCAAUUUACUGCAAGGCUUGAACUCCACUGACCCAGCCAUCAAGGAACAAACGAUCACUGAGGCAGAGAAGAGGCUCUGCGAUGAAGAAACAAGUGAGGAAGAAGAGAGCAAGACAACAGUGAACAGAACAGUCAUCAACACACGGGCUUCUGACACGGCAAACGCAGAGGCAGUGGAUGCAGAUGGCUUUCUGGCAAUGUUGGAAAAGGAUGCAAAAGAACGAGCUGAACGAAGGAAGAGGAAUGAACAGUUAGCUAAUGCCCUGAAAGAGAAGGGAAAUGAUGCCUUCAGGAAAGGAGACUAUGUCGGAGCCAUUCAGAGAUACACUGAAGGUUUGGAAAAACUGAAGGAUAAGCAGGAACUUUACACCAACAGAGCGCAGGCCUAUCUGAAGAUGCACGAGUAUGAAAAAGCCAUUGGUGACUGUGAAUGGGCUUUAAAGUGCAAUAGAAAAUGCAUUAAAGCCUAUUUUCUGAUGGGGAAAGCUCACGUGGCACUGAAGCACUACGGUGAGUCCAGGCAGUGUUAUGAGAAGAUCUUACAAAUUGAUCCCCAGAAGGAAGGCCUCUUUAAAGACUGUAUGAAUGAGGUAAACAUGGAGGAAGAAAGAAUGAAAGAUGAAGAGAGCGCGAUGAAGGAGGUUCAGUCAGGAAAACUUACUGCUCUGUCCAUAAAAGAGCUGCUGCAGAGACUUGGCAGGCCUGACCAGAAUAUCCUUUGCUACACAGGAGGAAUCCGACUUCUGACUGGAGCUGUGAGAGAUCGCACUGAGCAAACUUUAUUUAGAACAAACAAUGGAUUCAGUAUCCUCAAUGACAACGAGAUUGUAAGACGGAGCUUCUGUGCAGAGAGAAAAAACACUGCUGAAGUGGAUCUGUGUGUUUCUCUUCUUCACCUUUGGCAAGCUGUCUGCGCUGGGAAUGAAGUAAACCAGCAGAUUCUAUUGACCCACCUUGAUAUGAACACACAGCUGCUACAACUGCUUUCUUCUGAUGUAUCAGAGGUCCAAAAGGAGACGUUGGCUCUCAUCUCUCUUUUCACAGAGAAUGAGAAUGUGAGGAGGCUGCUGGUCAGGCACCAGGACCUGACCAGAUGGCUGCAGAUUUUGAUGGCAUUUGUCAACAACACUGAUGCCAGGGCGAGCAGUGCCAUAAGCAUACUAUGGGAUUUAACUCAAGAGGAAAGGUUCAGAACCCAGUGUCGUGCCCUGCUUUCCACAGGUGUUUUUCCUUUAUUUGCCCAGUUAUGGACCUCUGUCAAGCUGGUGAACCAGACAGCGCUUGCCCGUUGCAUUGGCAUCAUGGGGAACCUGUGCGCAGACGUCGUCAUUCGAGCGUGGAUGGCAGAGUGCAGAGAGUGCUGGCAAGCGUGUGUAAAGCUUGUGGACAUGUGUUCUGUCAGCACGCCCAAAUACCAGGAGAGUUUAUUUGCAUUGCUGGGCCUAAUGAUGAACUUACUCCUUGAAUCAAAUGUGAUCAUCCAGGACUUUGCUGUGGACAUAAGUGGCCGAUGCAUGUCUCUCCUCAGGGAUAAGGAUGGAAGGAUUGUGACUAGAGCCAUUGGAGUGCUCAGUCGCAUCCUACCAGCAUCCUCCUCAGCAGUAGAUGAAGUGGUGAAAGGAGGGGUGGUGAAGAAAAUGAUUGAAUUCUUGAAGGCUGGAGAUGAAGUCAUAUCCAAUUAUGCUAUAAAGACCCUUUCCAUCUGCACCAGAAGCAGUAGACAAGCUCAGGAAGAUCUAGUGAAGUCAGAUAAAAGAUUCAGUGUGCUGCUGAAGCUCUUGGAGUCUGAGAAUGAGAUGAUAGUGGGAAAUACUGCUUUCUGCCUUGGCCAGUGCCUUGCAGUUCCUGGAGCAGCGACAUCCUUACUAGAUUCCAACGUUGUGAUGAUGUUGUUGAAACAUGCCGGAGGUGAUGCCACAAGAACUUCGGUGCAGGAGAAUGCAGCAAUUGCUCUGGGAAAGCUUUGCGUCGCAGAACCAAGGCAUAUUUUCCAGCUGAGGGAACUCAAUGGCCUCGCUAUCCUGAACUCCUCUCUGAAAUACGUACAUAACAUCUGAAGUCUUCGUGACAACUUCGAAACUUGCUGUUGCUAUCCCUUGCUGUUGAGUAUUUCUUUCUUUAAUAAAACUAAAAGCCCAUCAACUUUUCAAUCCCUCUUCAAAGCAUUUGCUGCAGAAGCCGAUGAAACAAGAUCAAUAUAAGAACUAGGGGAAAGCAGUUAACUUAUUAUCUAGACUAGCAACUAAAAUAACAGCUUGUAUUAAACUUGUUUGCUUUAAUAAAUGAUGUUGCCCUUUCUUACUGGCACAUUCUUUGGUUAAUAAUUGACCAAUGGCUCAUCUAAUCAGCUUUCCGGUUUGGGUGCAGUACCUGGUGUGUUAGGAGAAAAUAGAAAUAAAUGAUGUGACUUGGAAGAAUCCUUUCCCUGCCAGGUGCUGUCCUUUGGUGGUUCAAUUAUGAUGCAGUAUUGCAUAUGCAAUAUCAGCUUCUGCUUAGCUUAAACCUUGAACCUCUUGCUUAUGUACUUCCCUGUCUCGGUCUCAGUUUAGCUAAGUACUCAGUCUUAGUGAUAACUUAUUACAGUGAGGUUUGUGUGAAUCAUAAUUCAUAUUUAUUCUGUUUUUUAUUAGCAUUACACUUAACUAUCUUUGUAAAUUUAAUGGGGUCCCUUUUGUCCUUUAGUUUUGUAUGGAGUAAAGACAGUGGUAGAUGACCUUCCUGAUCCUGAUGUACUUUCUCAGAGCCUCUUGUGUUUGUCUCUAAUGCUGUUUCCAAUUGUUCAUUUUUAAACAAUAACACAAAUGGCACAUCCGUUUAGAGUCUGCGUUUUCUGGAGAGGUCAAAUAUGAAUUACUACUAAUGGCAAAUAUAAUUUGAAAAAAAGGCAGUAAUUAAUUGCUUUUACCUUUUCUCUGCUCUUCUGAAAAGGACAGUUUAAAAUGUAGGGACAAGAAACUGUUUCAGAGUCUGCUGUCUAGACCUUUCUCUUUACAAAGAGCUAUUGUACUGCUGGUGGAGGUCUGUCAGAUUUAGCAAUUCUCUUCACGAAUAAAUAUAUGUAUGUAGACACAAAUCCAUAUUAAAAGCUUGAGGCACUUAGACAAGGCAAGGACUUUGGCCAUAAAUACAAUACUUCUUUCUGCCUCUGUUUUGAAGACUGAAACCAAACGAAUGUAUUACAUGUCGAGGAAGAAGCCCAGGCCAGUGGUGUUUGACUUAAAAAGGGCUGUUCGCUUUGCCUCCUUGACACCUGUGGGUGUCUAUUCUGUAUGGAACCCUGUCCCCUCAGAACAGUGGCUGACAAAUUAUGUAUCAUCUUUUCAAAAUAGCAGCUGAAUCAUCUUCCCCCUUCAGGAGAGGGAAGUUCUCUUGUACCUGUUUUUUUUCUCCCCUCGCAGUGAAAAGCAUACAGUCGAUAAUCUUGUUGUCUCUUUUUUAAGCUCCUACUGUUAACUUACGCCCUCCUAGACAAAUACAUAACAGAUCCUGUGUCUAGCAUUCAAGGCCACAUAAGCACCCCAUUCUCAACCUGACAAACACCAGGCACUGUUUUAGGGACAAGAAGUUAUUGAAUCUUAUGUGUAGCGAGGUGGGAUGUCAGAGGGGAACAGUAGGUGUCACCAGAAAAUUACAGGAGAGUUGAAAUCAUCUCAAAAGCUUUAAAGCUAAAGAUUUUUCUUGGUUUUGAAGCUGGGUUUUGGUUAAUGGAACAUUUCCCAUCCUAGUUGCUAUUAUCCCCUGAAGAAUGUGGUGAUCAGCUAAGAGAGUUGCUUCUAACUUCCUUCUGCAAAAGGUGAUUGAGAACUGAUUUGUCUGCUUAAAAAGAAAUAGUACUGCAGAAUUUUCACAUGCACACCAGGUUAUGAGCAGAACUGGUGCUGUUUGGGGAUGGAAAGUGGACCUGAGCAAUCAAACAGUUAGAGAAAGGGCACUGAGCUUCUACAAGCUAUAGUCCCAUGAGGAGAACAAAGAACAUUCCUAGCUGGG
Messenger RNA from Cuculus canorus (common cuckoo), 4126 nucleotides. It is a transcript of the gene TTC12, whose product is annotated as tetratricopeptide repeat domain 12. Gene Ontology annotation, molecular function: protein binding. Lineage: Eukaryota; Metazoa; Chordata; Aves; Cuculiformes; Cuculidae. Bases 28 to 2196 code for a protein of 722 amino acids. The record is from RefSeq and is a predicted model, not a curated record. The transcript has 21 exons.